Cornus florida is the source of this 1832-nucleotide messenger RNA. RefSeq names its product F-box protein At3g07870-like. The record is from RefSeq and is a predicted model, not a curated record. The transcript has 2 exons. Bases 229 to 1641 code for a protein of 470 amino acids. NCBI's taxonomy places the organism in Eukaryota, Viridiplantae, Streptophyta, Magnoliopsida, Cornales, Cornaceae. Gene Ontology annotation, molecular function: protein binding.
UAAGCCUAUAUUCACUCUUGUUCUCCUUCGGUUAUAUUCAUACAGUACUGUACUAGGGAGAGAGAGCACUUUCACUCGCAUUUUGAAACAGCCCACAAACCCUAAACCCGAGUCUUGCUCUGAACCACCCCUUGAAUCAUGCUUCAUAUCUUCUCUUCUCCGAAAUCCUGAAUUAAUAUGCUUUUUUUGUUGAUUCAAAUUAUAUUUUGAAGCCCCAACAAGGAAGAAAUGUCAGAUUUUGUUCCCCAAGAAGUAUGGAUCGACAUCUUCACGAGACUAUCCGUCAAGACCCUCCUUCAAAUAAGGUGCGUUUCUAAGCUAUGGAAUGCUCUCAUCUCUAGUUCCUCUUGCAUCACCACUCAUCUAAAUCGCACUAAAAACACCCACAUCAAAACCCACACACUUCUCCUCAGGCAUUUCACUGACAGCGAGAGGCACAAAAAAGAACACUAUUUGUUACUUGACGAUGAUCAGACACUUGGUGAGCACACUUUGGAACUGGAUUUUCCCUUGAAAACCCGAUCUGAUUAUCCUUUCAGAAUAGUGGGUUCUUGUAAUGGAUUGGUGUGUUUGUCCGACGAUCACUCUAUGCAUGCCUACGAUAUAAUCCUAUGGAACCCAUCGAUUCGAAAAUUUGUCAUCCUUCCCAGACCUCGUGUUACCGAAAUAACUCAUGGGUCUUAUAUGUUUCUGCUUGGGUUUGGAUUUGACCCCAUGACAGAUGACUAUAAGGUGGUGAGGAUUGCCUAUAUUAAAGGAAGAAAUGGGCGUGAUUUAAUUCCACCAGAGGUUGAGGUUUAUAGGCUUAGCUCAGGAGCUUGGAGAAGCUUUAGUACUGGUGCUCCUCCUUAUGGUAUGUUUGGGUAUACAUGGACACAGGCUUUUGUGAAUGGGGGUAUCCAUUGGAUUGGAUAUGAUCCAUGUGUGGCCAGUGGGAAUCGCAAUUUGGUUGUUUCGUUUGAUGUGGGUGAUGAAGUAUUUGGUGAGGUGAUGCUGCCAGAUGGUUUAGCUGCUCAAUCUGGGCAGGAUUUGUCAGUAUCCGUUUUUGCUAAAUUACUUUCAGUGCUUCAUUAUGAAUAUCGUGCUAAAAAACAGCGUUGUUCUGUAUGGGUGAUGAAGGAGUAUAGUGUUGUCAACUCCUGGGUGAAACUGUAUACUAUUGAUCUGCAGGGAGGAAUACAGAGGAUAAUAGGAUUUAGAAAGAAUGAAGAAGUUCUAUUGACAACAGCACGUGGAAAGCUAGUCUCAUAUGACCCCAAUACCCUACGAAUGAAGAGUCUGGGAAUUCGUGGUGCCAUAGAUUCGUUUUAUGUUGACGAUUACAUGGAAAGCUUAGUUUUGCUAGGGGCAGGAGAUGGAGACUUAAGAGGGCAGCCAAGUUCUUUUGAAGGUAUUACUGAUGAGGGAAGAAUAGAGAAUGGGGUUGAGGCCCAGCAAUGGCCAGGAAUGCUGAAGGAAUCAAGGAAAAACAGGUGUGUUGAGUUUGGACAUGAGGAAGAAACUGAAGAUCUUUAUUUCGGUGGAAGAUCUGGAUGUGGCAGAUUCGCUGAUUCCUCAACUGAUAACUGUGAAGAAUGGGACAAUGCAGUGGUUGCUAAGGUUGAAGAGUUGAGAAAAUUUCAUUCUCACAAAAAGUUUUAGGCUUAUGAACAUGUUUGAUAUUACUCAGAAAUAUUGAUCAGCUAGCCACUUUUUGGAGUUGAUACAUUGGAUGCAAGUAAUUACUUUUGGAUCUGGUUCUGAAUUUGAUCUGCCCGACUUGACAAUUAGUGUGUAAUUAAGAAGUAAAAGCCUAUUAUUAUUAUGUCAGUUUGUUUUCCCCUUAUCGAUUA